This is a messenger RNA of Saxophila tyrrhenica, 1092 nucleotides long. RefSeq lists its product as uncharacterized. NCBI's taxonomy places the organism in Eukaryota, Fungi, Ascomycota, Dothideomycetes, Mycosphaerellales, Extremaceae. Gene Ontology annotation, biological process: lipid metabolic process. The coding region runs from base 1 to 1092 and encodes 363 amino acids. The transcript is spliced from 2 exons. Gene Ontology annotation, molecular function: phosphoric diester hydrolase activity. The record is from RefSeq and is a predicted model, not a curated record.
AUGGGAGACCUCGUCUCCAAGAAACUUGACCCAGAACUAGCAAAGACCAUCCCAGUAACAUGGUUUUGCUUCCCGGGUUCCCACGAUGCCGCAACGUACAAGGACGGCCUGGCAGACUUCAGCUACCAAUGCCAGGAGAAGAACCUGUACGAUCAGAUGAUGACCGGCAAUCGGAGUUUUGAUCUUCGUCUCGCCCCCGGCAAGGACAACACGCACUUCAUCGCUGUUCAUGGCGUGGCUAAGAACACCGGCGACGACUUUAGCGAUAAUGCUAAGCAAGCCAAAGAAAACCAUCUCGCAAAGCAGAUAAUGAAAUUCGCAAGGGAGCAUCCCUCCGAGAUCCUCAUCAUCAAAGUCCGCUUCGACGGUUUGGCAGAACCCAUGCAGAAGCUCUGGGCCGACACCGCCUGGCACUUUCUUGGUGAACGUCUGCUACAAGCGCCCUCUAAGGAAGAGCCAAAUCCAACAUACGCCCAAGCCGUGGAAAGUAACCGCAAUAUCAUCUUAGGCACUGGAGUGGGGUCACCAGACGGCCACCCGAUCGCGAAAUACUACUGGAAGGUUGGCGCUAACACCAAGAACUGGCUCGGUGAGAACAACGAAUUGCUCUGGAAUGAACCGACAUGGCAGUCCGGUGAUAUCAAGAAGGUCCUGCACUCGACUGAACAGUACAUCAACCAGAACCAGGACAAGCUCAAGGAGCGGAACAGAUUCUGGAUCGCGCAGCUCCAGCUCACCCCCGUGCUCGGUCAAAGCAUUUCCACCUUCUUCAGUCAAGGCGGCAGUGUCAGACCAAAGGACCUUGCUCUGGGAGGUGGGAUGGGCACGCAUGGCAAGUUUGCUGGAUCGAACAAUGAGCUGCGACAGUCUGGUGUCUUGAAGAAGGCAUUGUGGAGGAAGCACGCAAGCUGCAUCCACUACGACUUUUGUGAUAAGGACACGACUGGCGACAUUGUGGCUAUGAAUUUGCCGAGCGGAGAUGAGGAUGAUGCGGGUGAGGGAGCUGGUGAAGGUCAUGAAGGUGGUGGCGGCAGAGGCGGGAGGGCCGGGAGAGGCGGCCGUGGGAGGGGAAGAGGUCGUGGGCAUGAUUAG